Mauremys mutica (yellowpond turtle) is the source of this 1095-nucleotide messenger RNA. RefSeq lists its product as uncharacterized. The transcript has 7 exons. Lineage: Eukaryota; Metazoa; Chordata; Testudines; Geoemydidae. The record is from RefSeq and is a predicted model, not a curated record. The coding region runs from base 44 to 649 and encodes 201 amino acids.
CAAGGAGCAGCUUCACGCUCAGGCCCAGGGAGGCGGAGGGAAGAUGGGAAGCAGUUCAUCUAAGAACUGCUGUUCAUCUGAGAAGAGAUGGAGGAUGAAGCCAACAAUAUCAUUUAUCCUGAAAGCUAUGUUCAGUAAUUUUUGGGGGUUCUUUGAAGUUGUGUCUAAAGAAAACUUACGGGUGGGAGAUAUCAUCUUAAUUCCUAUGGACACCUCCCUACAAUCUAGCAGCUGGAAGCACGCCGGUGUUUACUAUGGAAACAAGAAAGUUAUACACUUUGACGGAGACGGAAUCUACAUACAGGGAAUCGAUGCUAUGGAAAGAACCAGGGGGAAAUAUCAGAUUGUGAGACUUAAACAAGGAAUCAAUGAAGAAGCUUUCCUGAAGAAGGCAGAUGCCAUGCUGAAUGCUAAGACAAAGUACAACUGUUUCACAAACAACUGCAUCCAUUUUGCACUUUCCCUUUUGGAUAUGGAAGAGUUUUACCAUGAAAUAGUUAGUGAAGUACAAGUUGGCAAUGGAAAUGAUGCGGGAGAAGAGGUGCCCCUGAACAUGGCAGGACAAGUGGAUCAGAAUGAGUGCAACAGAGCCAGACAAUUUCAGCAUAACGUGCCACAGAGAGAGAUUCCCUUACGUAAUUUUCCAUAAGGACAUAAAAAAUAAUGCUUGUUAGGAUAUAGAUAUUCAAGCCUGUCUGUAAAGGCCUCUACUUUAAGAAUUUAGGUAUAUGUUUAUCAUUUAGCUAGUUUUAGAGCUAUAAAACAAAGAAUCAAAAUCACCGUCUGCUUGUGUAUGGGCCUUCUCUCACUGUGAUAGUCUGAGGCCUGGUUCUUAGGCUAAGGCCUUUGGCUAAGCAGCAGAAGCAGCCAUAAACUGGGAAGCAUAGGGUCACAUCCUCACAUUCCAAACUAGUCACAUUGAAAUAAAGUGCUAUUGGGCUGUUAGGAAUACAAUCCUGGCUUGAUAAUGCCUAUCAUCACCAGAUAAAGAUGGUUAAAGAAAACUUAGUUUGAUAGCAUUCUGUCUGGCAAGAAAUCACUAAUCAAUAGUUGUGGUUGUGAAACCUUCAUUUCUGUAUGUUUUAUCUUUAUGGC